Molecule: messenger RNA, 456 nt
Organism: Scomber scombrus (Atlantic mackerel)
Lineage: Eukaryota; Metazoa; Chordata; Actinopteri; Scombriformes; Scombridae
Exons: 5
Coding region: 25-456 (143 amino acids)
Cellular component (GO): nucleosome
Molecular function (GO): DNA binding; protein heterodimerization activity; structural constituent of chromatin
Source: RefSeq, a predicted model, not a curated record
UUCCUGACCUGUGUGUUGGAGACAAUGCCCCACGACGAUUCAUCUGCCAGCCGGAGGAAGGGCACCGCCCCGAAACGUCGGCCCCCGCAGCCGGGCCCGAGCACCGCCCCACAGCCGGGCCCGAGCACCGCCCCGAAACAAGAACCUCGUCAACAAAAGAGGUUUCGUCCAGGAACCAAAGCUUUAAUGGAGAUCCGUAAAUACCAGAAAAGCACCGAACUUCUGCUCAGGAAGGGACCUUUCGCCCGCCUGGUUCGUGAGGUGUGUCAGAGUAUUACCGAUGAAACUCGCAGGUGGCAGGUGUAUGCUCUGAUGGCCCUGCAGGAGGCGUCGGAGGCGUUCCUCGUCAGGUUGUUCGCCGACGCCAACCUGUGCGCCAUCCACGCCAAGCGGGUCACCAUCUUCCCCCGCGACAUCCAGCUGGCCAGAAGGAUCCGAGGAAUCGACAGCUUAUAA